Molecule: messenger RNA, 1385 nt
Organism: Pteronotus mesoamericanus
Lineage: Eukaryota; Metazoa; Chordata; Mammalia; Chiroptera; Mormoopidae
Gene: CNMD
Product: chondromodulin
Exons: 7
Coding region: 111-1115 (334 amino acids)
Biological process (GO): negative regulation of endothelial cell proliferation; negative regulation of angiogenesis
Source: RefSeq, a predicted model, not a curated record
UCGUGUGUAAGGGCUUGUGAGGAGCUGAAAAGCCUUGCACGUCGGGGCAGCAAGACAGAACCUAGGGCGUGCGCGGAGCCUCCCAGUGUCUUGCUCCUUUGGCCGCAGCCAUGACAGAGACCUCUGACAAAGUUCCUAUCGCCCUGGUAGGGCCUGACGACGUCGAGCUUCGGAGUUCGCGGGCGUACGCCACAGUGACCGUUAAGCCCUCCAGCCCCGCACGGCUGCUCAAGGUCGGAGCUGUGGUCCUCAUUUCGGGGGCGAUGCUGCUGCUCUUCGGAGCCAUCGGGGCCUUCUACUUCUGGAAGGGAAGUGACAAUCAGAUUUACAAUGUCCAUUACACCAUGAGUAUCAAUGGGAAACUACAAGACGGGUCCAUGGAAAUAGAUGCUGGAAACAACGUGGAGACUUUUAAAAUGGGAAGUGGAGCUGAAGAAGCAGUUGAAAUUAAUGAUUUCCAGAAUGGUAUCACAGGAAUUCGUUUUGCUGGAGGAGAGAAGUGCUACAUCAAAGCGCAGAUGAAGGCUCGCGUUCCUGAGGUGGGCACCGCGGCCAAGCAGAGCAUCUCCUCCGAGCUGGAAGGCAAGAUCAUGCCAGUUAAGUAUGAAGAAAAUUCUCUUAUCUGGGUAGCUGGAAACCAGCCCGUGAAGGACAAUAGCUUCUUGAGUUCUAAAGUCAUAGAACUCUGUGGUGACCUUCCUAUUUUCUGGCUUAAACCAACAUAUCCAAAAGAAAUCCAGAGAGAGAAAAGAGAAUUGGCAACACAAAUUUUUACAACUACUACAAGAAGACCACACAGCGGACCACGGGGCAACCCAGGCCCUGGAAGACCAAAUAACAAAACCAGACCCGGUGUUCAACAGGAUUCAGAAGCCUUCAACCCAGACAACCCUUACCACCAGCAGGAAGGGGAAGGCAUGACAUUCGACCCUAGACUGGAUCAUGAAGGAAUCUGCUGUAUAGAAUGCAGGCGGAGCUACACCCAUUGCCAUAAGAUCUGCGAACCCCUGGGGGGCUAUAAUCCAUGGCCCUAUAAUUAUCAAGGUUGCCGUUCAGCCUGCAGAGUUAUCAUGCCAUGUAGCUGGUGGGUGGCCCGCAUCUUGGGCAUAGUGUGAAGUCACUCUGUAUACCAGGUGCUGUAAAGGAAGAAUUAACCCAAGAGACAACCAAAGAAUAAAGCAUCUUGACGCUGAAGGGACCACAAAGUGUAUUAUAUGCAGUCUGCGUGACGUCCCUUCACACUUUUAAAAUAACUUUCUCCAUUGCUUUACAGAACUUUAUCCAUAUGUGCAAAUGUACUGAAAAGGUAGUCUAAAAUGUCAUACUUUCAUUACUUGCUAUUUUUUAUUUGCUUUGUCCAUAGGCCUGCUUAUAAGACCUCCUUC